CCGUCGUCGAGUGCGGUUGGUUUUGAUUCCCUUUGGCUGCUCGCUGUUCGUUGUUCGCUUCGGUUGCUGUCGCGACGUUUCAGUUGGCGCGUAUUUGAAUAGCAUUGUUGCCCAGUGCAAUUAAUUGAAAUUAACUUAAAAGCCGAAAAUAAAAAGAAAGCAAUAGAGAACAGAAAUUGGGAUUGACUGCAAUGGUGAGAGGCAGUUUAAGUGGCGGGCGCUGGGCGCCGGCUAAUUGAUGGCAGGACCGCAGCCAGACAAAUCAGACAGUGCUAAUCGUGAAUUUGAACAAGACGCAACUGCUAAGCGAUGCCAGCCAAGGUACGCUCGCCAGUCGACUACGACUCGCAGGAUGAGGCCAACGCUGAGCUGCUGGAGAAGCUUAAGCAUUUGGAUCGUCGCGCCGAGGCCGUCGAGAGCGGCAAUGGCAUUUGCAGUCGCAGCUCCGCCUGCUGGCAAUCGCUCAAAUUGAAAUCAGCUCUAAAUCAUAUCGGACUGCUCGUCUCCCUGUCCAUCUACUGUGGCGUGGGCGGAUUGAUCUUUCGCCAUCUGGAGCGGCCCGCGGAGGUGGCGCGCCUCACCCAGCUGAAGGACGUGGUCAAGACGCAGCGGGAGCGCUUCAUGAGCACCAUAUUGAACAACACCGAAGUGAACAAUCUCAAUGAGCUGCUCUCCUUUGAACUGGCCAAAUAUGAAGCGGCCGUACAACAGGCGGCAGAGGGCGGGCUGCUUAUCGUAGCCGAUAAAGACUUUCCAGAGCCCUAUGAGCGCUGGAGCAUACUGCAAGCUGUGUUCUUCUCAUCAACUGUGUUAACCACUAUAGGCUAUGGUAAUAUAGUGCCCGUAACGACGAGCGGUCGUGUCUUUUGCAUUUGUUUCGCACUCAUCGGAAUACCCUUCACGCUGACCGUCAUCGCCGACUGGGGUCGACUCUUUGCCAGCGCUGUGUCCGUCUUUGGCAAGCACAUGCCAACGAAACCAAAGUUCACAAACUUCAUCGGCAAGACCUGGUUCUAUGCCAUUCUGGCAGUUGGAUUUCUGGGUGUUUAUCUGGCAGCUGGCGCCGGGCUCUUGCUGCUCUGGGAGGACGACUGGACGUUCUUCGAUGGCUUCUACUUUUGCUUCAUUACAAUGACAACGAUAGGAUUCGGUGAUCUGGUGCCCAAGAAACCAAACUAUAUGCUGCUGUGCACACUCUAUAUACUGAUUGGAUUGGCGCUCACCUCGACCAUCAUUGAGCUGGUGCGUCGCCAGUAUGCGACCAGCUGGGCCAAGCUGCAGGAGCUAUCGGGUCCAAUGGCGGAGACACUGCGACGCCUGGGCGAAACGGCGGGCACGGGCCUGGACUACACCACUUUGCAAAAAGUUUUAACUCAGGUCUCCAUGCCCAAGUGGAAUAGCAACAAGAAGAGCGAGCACAAUUCGGACAUCGCUGCACUGGAGGCCAUCACGAAUGCCAUACUGAAGGAGGUGAAGGAGGCGCAGAACAGCAAGCCGAAGGUGCUGCAAAUCGUCAUCUACGAGUCGUCCGUCUAAGCGCAUCAUCAACAUCGAUAACACCUAGUACUAUAGCAUACUUUUAGACCUAGGCACAUCACAACCCAAGAAAUAUCAUAUGUUAGAGAGAGAGAUCUUUGUAUUUAGUUAGGCUUUGCAUAAUGUUUCUAUAUAGUUGUUGUUAUGCUUCCAUUUACUGUUCAUGUAUCUGUGUGUGUGUGUGUGUAAGUGAGUGAGCUUGUAUGUGUACGACUGUGCGUGUGUGUAUGUGUGUUUAGUUGUAUCUCUAUCAAUGGGCAGCAAUCAGUGAGCUCUGUGACCCUGUGGUCCAGUGAUGUCCAGCCAACGACUUCCAUAAGCUAAUUUCUUAAUCUAAUUAAUUGUAAAUGUCUGGGCAAUAAUAUUGCUCAUACGCACUGUGGUCACAUCUAUAAACGAGGGCCGAUCAAUAAGUAGUUAUGAUAAUGUCAGGCGAAACUUCCGAUGGUAGCUAAAAAUAUACUUCAUUGCUUCCCUAGAGAAUUGUGAAAUUUGCAAUAGAUUUUAUAGACUUGUAAACUGGGUACUUAGGGAAUAUAUAUCUGCUUAAUCAAAAUGAGCUGAGCGUCAUCUGUUCGCUUUAACAAGAAAAACCUCAUACUAUCUGGUCUGUCCCCAUCUUGGUCGCUCAGGAGCUAUCUCUCUCAUAAGCCCUAAAGAUGGAACCCUUACAUAUGCUCAUAGCUGGACACUGCCAUCUGCGUUCCUGUGUCAAGGUCGAUUGCGAUUGCUCUUCUAGUUUUCUUAUUAUCGAUAAAAAUCGAUAGUUUCACAGGGUUCCUUAUGCUUAAAUCAGGGACCAUAAAGAAGCAAAGCACAAUGUAUUAUAUGAAUUUUGCUUAUUUUGGAUAGCUUAAAUGAUUAUCGAAAAUAUUGAACACUACACAAUUAGACAUAUUUAUGUCAGGCUAUUUUCUAGCCAGACAAGCCCAACUAAAUUACUUUUUCACUAUUUCAUAUAAAUUCAACUAGCUCACAUAUCAUGUGACUUUUUUAUUGACUAUUACUGUUGAUCGACAUACAUAAAUAUAACUCGAAUUGCAAGCAUAGGGUCAUCAGAAUAGAGCGCUUUCUAGUCUCGGUAAAUGACAACUUAUUGAUCGCGCCUCGCUUUUACUUAUUAUGGCAAAAAGUGAUGGAAUAUCUAUAUAUAGAUAUAUACAUAUACAUAUAUAAAUAAUUUUUUUUUUUUUUUUAGCUUUAGG
Messenger RNA from Drosophila mojavensis, 2741 nucleotides. Its product is annotated as TWiK family of potassium channels protein 9. NCBI's taxonomy places the organism in Eukaryota, Metazoa, Arthropoda, Insecta, Diptera, Drosophilidae. Gene Ontology annotation, molecular function: potassium ion leak channel activity. The record is from RefSeq and is a predicted model, not a curated record. The transcript is spliced from 8 exons. Gene Ontology annotation, biological process: potassium ion transmembrane transport; stabilization of membrane potential. Gene Ontology annotation, cellular component: membrane. The coding region runs from base 310 to 1536 and encodes 408 amino acids.